Messenger RNA from Coregonus sp. 'balchen', 15759 nucleotides. NCBI's taxonomy places the organism in Eukaryota, Metazoa, Chordata, Actinopteri, Salmoniformes, Salmonidae. The record is from the annotation of a GenBank genome assembly.
AUGCAGGGUCCUCAAGAUGUCAACCAGCUGUCAUCGCAGUCAGACAAAGUCGGCUGGAUCCGCAAGUUCUGUGGCAAAGGGAUUUUUAGGGAAAUAUGGAAAACCCGUUUCGUGAUACUGAGAGGAGACCAUCUGUACAUCUCCGAAAAAGAGGUAUGGACUUCUCUUUUACCUCCAAUAGCAUGUGUAGACUAUAAUUGUGUCUAUGCCUACAGUGGGCGCACACACCUGUACUUUAAAUUGUUAAACUGCCUGUGUGUGUGUGUGUGUGUUUGUGUGUGUGUGUGUGUGUGUGUGUGUGUGUGUGCGCGUGCGUGUACAGGACUGUGCUUGUGUGUGGGUACAUAUGAACAUUUUAUUUAGUUUGCCUGUACUGCCUUAGACAGUUCAGGUUUCCUUUGUUGCAGGCUCAGCUUGCCUCAGUAGAGAUGCUUUUGUGUGUGUGUUUCUGCGUAUGUGUCUGUCUGUCAAUGUGCCACACAGUUGAAAGCCAAUGAACUACAAAUACCACAUAGCCUGUUUAAGAUGCACCAUUAAGAUGACAGCUUUGACAGCAAACAUGGAUUUAACUUUUUAGCCGUGGAAGGACAUCUUGGGUUUCAGAGUUCUGAGGAACUUGUUUUGAGAAAAUAGCCUUGCAUGUAACCUACACCUGGGCUUUCAGCUCUUGGUCUGUUGUUUCCAACAACAAAUUUAACCAAGGGUCCUUUAGUUUUGAAUAGCCAGAUGUUAGAAGUCAGGAAAAUCGAGGAUAGGGUCGCCAUGGAAAGGGAAAAAAUCUAACUGAAUUUCCUUGGCUGUUGAAAAUAAAUAUGCUAAAUUGUCAAAUCUAUUCACCAUGCAAGCACAAAAUAAUGAUGUGCUGAAUUCGGAUUACUUUCACUGGCUCAAACGUGCCCAACUUUUGAGGUCAACAAAAUACCCACUGGGCACAGACGGUUCAACAUCUAUUCCACAUCGGUUGAACAUAAUGUCAUUUAAAUGUUGUGGAAACAACGUUGAUUCAACUAGGCAAAUUUAGAAUACUUUCCAUUACAAUAAAACAACAGGUGUUGGCCAUGGCGUAGAAAGAUAACUAUUUUGUUUGGCUGAAAGUAGGCUUAUGUCCAAGUGCUUUUAUCACAUGAAAGGUUCCAGUGGACAGCCUCAUUAUCAGUACAAGUUUCGAGAUCAAAUAACCUAGAUGUUAAACCUUAAGCUGUAGCGAAUUCACACCCUUCAUCUACUGUAUUCUGUCAAAAGGCACUGAACCAUCACCAUGGACAGGGCAUGGACAGGGCAUAGAACGGGCAUGGACAGAAUCAUACCCCCCAUUUCUGCAUUCUCUUUUUUUUGGGGGGGUGGGGGCUGUUUGAGAUUCUGUUUGAUAUCGCUGUUUCAAUACUCCUCCCACAAGCAGUAACCAUGGAGAUAAACGCUACUGACAGCUGAGGGGGCACAGGUCUUUCUGAAAGCUGAAUAAUGCCCUUCAAAUGAUUCCUAGAAAGGAUUCCCAGAACAGCGAAUGAAAGUUCCACAUUAGGGGCUGCAUAUCUCUAUUGCUCUAAUGAAAGAGUGAGUGGGACUCAGGGCUCCAGCAGCACGCAAUGCCAGUUUCCCCGAUAAUUUUAGAACCAGAGUUUAAAGUAUUUUUUAUUCUGUGCCCUGCUCCCUUACAGCCUGCUGGAUGAGCAACAAACGUGUCAGAAACUCAAAAGACCAUGGCUAACGCAGCUGCGCCUCUCGCUGUGCCUGAGGAUCCCCAAGCACCCAAUGCCUCCACCCCUCAACCCUACCUCAUACACAUACACACACACACGCUCAGCUGAGGUUCAGUUGCUUUGUAAUGCCAUUACCAUCCUCACCUGUGGAACAGAACGCAUCAAUUCAGCGUAGUUAACGUUAGUUCUCUUUCUUUCUCUCUUUAUCGUGUCUCUCACACAUGCUCUGUAAUUUGUUGGAUGUUAUAGUUAUGUUAUGUAAUGCACCUAUGGGUCGUUCUACACCUACAAUUCGAUUUUUGUUAAGGGGCCAUUUUUAUAUGUAUGUUGGUAAGUGGCGUGCUAGCUAUUUGGUAGCUUUCAGAUAUUUUAUUUGCCACACCCUAGUUCUCUUUCUUUCUCUCUUUAUCGUGUCUCUCACACGUGCUCUGUAAUUUGUUGGAUGUUAUAGUUAUGUUAUGUAAUGCACCUAUGGGUCGUUCUACACCUACAAUUCGAUUUUUGUUAAGGGGCCAUUUUUAUAUGUAUAUUGGUAAGUGGCGUGCUAGCUAUUUGUCAGGUGAAGGUAACUGCACCCCCAGUGAGAACUAUUUGACCUGCGGGUACUUGUGCGUGUUAUGUGCUCUGCUUCAACUUCUUAACCACUUGAUUAAUGGUGGUGCAUUAUUCAAAUGGCACUUUGAAAAGACAAGCACGCUGUUCAUGAAGUAGGCCAGAAGGCUAAGAUGAACACUGAGGCUUUUGUAUCUUCGACACUCAGCGUGACUACAGCCGAACGGCCUCUUGAGGCCCGGGAUAAUCUUUUCAUUUUCCUGUAGAGUCCCGUAUUUGAGUUUGAUGUAAUGGCUUAUAGACGUUGAGUGCUAUCAUGUCGUUAGCGAGUUAGAUGUGUUAAACACUUGCGUUAAUACAUGACCAACAUUGCGGUUUAAUUUUAUCUGCAAUUGAUUGAAUUGUGGCAUGAGUGUGCAAGCUGGCAUUGACAGUAUCCAAUUGUCUGCUGACUCAUAAGAUUAGCUACAUAAACUCGGGGAAGGACAGUAAGCAGGUAUACUGUUAUAUUACCUCUAAGCAGUUCGAUGUGUGAGAGAUUAUCAUAUGAGGAUUUGCAACCAUGCAACUGGGACUCUGAGAAGUUAACUACUGGUGACAUUACUCUGUACUACCCCAGAUUAUUCCAAUUUACUUCAUACUUUGACCACAAAUAAGAGCGCAAAUAUGUAUCUAUCUGUUCUCCUGUCUUAUCUGUUUGAUGUUUUUAUUGUGAAGGAGAAAAGGGUGGUGAUAUUUUAGAGGGAAAUUCAGAGAGAGAACUUCUGCGGCUGGAGGGCAUAUAGUCUGGAGGUCGGCAGCGCUACCACGAGACCCCGGCGCAGAACAUAAAUAUAAUUUGAAGACUAUUGAAUUUCAUUGCCUCGCGGUUACUUAGCAGUGUCAGGGGAAAUGACUCAGGGAACAGCUACAGUAUUUUUAUGUUGAAAAUGUCAAGAUAUCAUUAAAGGUUUCAUCAUCUCAAAGAGCCCGGUAACUGCGGGUGUAUUUUUUGUCAAAUGCGGACUCCGCUACUGCUCACAAUGAAAAUCUGUGGAAAACCAGGAUUUUGAAUUAUUUUGAUCGUCAGCUCAAGCUUACCAUAAUAGGCUACAGAGCCAUUGGGCAGACAGUCAUGAUGCUACAAGAACAUGCCGUACACAACACAGGAACUGCAUAGAUGUGUGUGUUACAGUGAGGUCUGUUCUUCCAUAGAAGGCCAUGUGUUGUGUGUGAAAAGUGUACAGUAUGUUGUCAUAGUUGAGAAUGAGAUGCGUGUCCGUGUGCUGAGAGUGGAUGUUAUGGAGGAGUGUGUCCUGUCUCUGCUCCGAUGAUAUUAACCCUGUAUAUUGCUCUGCUCUCAUCGUACAGCUGUGCUAUUGGCUGCAGGUUACACACAUCAUACAACUUUUAUAUGAGCACUCUCUGUUCUCUUCUCUAGUCUUGUGAUGAUAGGAGGCUUUACACGUGCAGACAGAGAUGCUCCUGUAGAAUGCUCCACGUGCUUCUACUCAAGCACUCAAUCAAUGAUCUAUGUGAAUAAUUGAUGGGAUUUCCACCUAUGUUUAUAUAUAUAGAGAGAGAGGUCUUUAUGGUUUUCAAUGGUGAUGUGCACGGCAUAUGAAAGAGAACACUCAAACAAAACAGGAUUUAGAGCAAGAGAGUGAAGCUUGUAUUCAUCAGAUACUGUAUGACCAAGGCCAGGUGGUACUUGAGGUAAUAUUUUAGGCCAUGCAUUAAAGAAAUGUGGUGACGCAGUUGGACAUGUGUUUUGUAGUUGGUCAAGAUCUUUGUGAUUGAUGUAGCUUACAGAUACUGUUGCAAUGUGAUUGGCAUAACAUCGGUGACAAAGUUUUGUGAUUGAUAGAGAAACCCUGUGACUGGAGGAGCUUAGCAUAAAAUUGGACUAACACACCUCUAAAAUUGGUCAAGGACCACACAAGUGUUGUUACUGGUUCAAUCGAUCAAUGUGAUCAGUGGAGAACUGGGUUGUUAGUGAAACCCGUAAGUAAUUUGGAAAUAGUUCAAGAUGACUGGUCAAGCAUAUCACAUGGUCAAUGUAACAAAGCUAUAUGAUUGGUGCAGGGAGGCCAUGGUGGUUUAGAUUUCCAAACGAGUUAUUUCAGGAAAGCCUACUGGUCAGUUCUGGGGAAUAUUAUAUUUAUAGUAUUAUAUUAUAAAUAAACCAGCCUCUUUAAACUCCCCAGCUUUAAACUACAUCACAUUUUCCGCAGUGAUUGAAAAUAUGCUUUUAAUCCACUUCCCCUCUUAAUUCCAACCUGGUUUAUAUAAACAUAAAACCCUCUAGGACUUGAUUACAGGGUAUUAACAGCAUGUCAACCAGAUUUUGGAGUGUGACCAAUCGGACAUUGCCUUUCCAUUCGCUCUAGGUUUUUCCCUCCCACAGUACUGUUUGAUGGGCUGCCACCGGCUAGUAUAGACUUUCUUGAUCUUUGCGUUUCAGGGCUGUAUGUUACUGGGUUAUUCUUAGUGGUGGGUAUUUUACCCCCACUACCACCCCCAACUCUGCUUUUCCAUAUACGUAGCAGGAGGGGAUUGAAAUAUUGAUGGGAUGGUGGGGGUUCCAGAAUGGAUCCUCAGGGCUUCUUUUGCCCCAUAUUAUAGUUGUGAGCCUCCCUCUCUCACACACACACACACGAUGCAGACAUGCACGCACACACAUACAGCUCAUGUUUAUCUUUUACAUUUUAAAUGCAAUUUGGGUGGUUAAUGAAGAUGUAGCAGCAUGCGGUGGGACACAGUUUGGAUCUGUGUUUUGUCAGGAAGAAAUUGGACUACACUUUGAUGUAUGUAUUGUCCCCAUUUAGUGUAUCGCCAAGCAUAAUAAAGUUCCUCAAUGAAAUUAAAAGACAAAUGGUCAAAUUUAGCACACAAAUAAUAACAGCCCUAAGAAGGGCAUUUCAGGCUGCAAGUGGGUUAAUGGUGGUUGAUACUAGGCUGCGACACAUUAUUUAAUUAUACCGUAUGUGGUUGUUUCUUUGAUCACAGAAACUCUCUGAGUUGCUCCGUGUCUCUUUCUAACGUUGGAAGAUUCCUCUGAUGCACGGCUCUGUUGCUGUGGAAAAGCUCUAUGCAUCAAGAUGAAAGUGGAACACCCCUCCACUUUCCCAACACACACUCACAUCCAACCACACACACCAUUGCUGUGUGUACCAAUGGCGUUCAACCUUGUCUCUCUGCGUCUCCUUAGGUUCUCACAAUAGACCUACACAUAGGCUUGUAUUCAUGUCAAUAACCAACUCCCAACACCUCCAAACACACACACACACCAUGACCCCCAAUGACCCCGUUGGUGUGUGGAAGCUAAUGAGGCCCUCUGGGAGGUCCCACCACUCUUGAGGUUGUAUGGCCUGUCAGGCUGAAUGGAGGGGUCGAUGUCUCUGCCCCAGUGCUGUUGAUUAGAAUUGAUCUGCGUUUAAAUUAGAUACUUUGCUGCGGGGCCACGAGACCAAUAAUAGGAGGCAGGGGAGUAGCACAGGAACAAUGGCGGCAUUGGGAAGCUGGUUUUUGAAAAUAAACACAUCUUUCGAUGCUCUGGGUAAAAGUAUGAUCAUAACAUGGUAACAUUCUGAUGUCAGGCCUGUAAUGGAUUUUUUUUAUAGACAUUUGGACUUAUCCUAAAAAGACCUUCAUUACACCUACAGAAUAGCUUCUGUAUGGGCAUUUAAGGCCUGAUAUACCAGAUAAUUUCAUUUGAAACCUCAUUAACAUCCUAAAAUAAUGGAUGAUAUGAAUGCACCGUGGUUGUUGAAAGCUGCAGUAUAACAGAGAGUGGUAAUUAGUAUUUUCCCUUGGGUUAAACUCAAGAUGUCCUGCUGUAAUGCACAGUAGGUUGCUCUCUCUCUCUGUGUGUGUGUGUAUAUUUGUGUGUGUGUGUGUGUGUGUGUGUGUGUGCAAAUGUGUGUGUGUAUAUGUGUGUGUGUGCAUGUGUGUUUUUGUGGUAGACAGGUGGUUUAAGGUUAAAAACAAAUUGACAAAGCUCAUUUGCCAGUGCCAUCUUGCACAUCUGUAUAGACCUGAGUUGUAACUACUUCCUGUUUUCUCUGUGUGUUUCUAGGUGAAGGAUGAGAGGAAAGUCCAGGAGUUAUUUGACCUGGCUGACUACGAACGCUCUGAGGAGCUGCGCAAGGCUAAGAGCCGCAGUAAGAAGAACCACAGCAGGUUCACCCUGCUCCGCUGCAAGCAGCCUGGGAAUACGGUGAGUCCUUCUGCCCAGGGAGAGUGAAGGAGUCAGGCAAGGAGGCUCAGCAGGGCCUGGGGUGUGUAGGCCUCAGUGGAAAGCCCUUACUGCAGGUGUUGAUUUUAGCUGAAAAUGCACUGAGAAGUUUUCUUUUACUGAAAACUGAAACUUGAGGCAAGCCUAUCAUCAGACAUAGUUUGUGGUUUUCUGUAAAGAGAGAGUAUGAAACAUUCAGUACAAGUUCAAAUCAAAUCAAUCAAAUUGUAUUUGUCACGUUUCGUAUACAACAGGUGUAAAUAACAGUGAAAUACUUACUUACGAGUCCUUUUCCAACAAUGCAGUGGCUACGGUACUAAGUUUUUGUAUCCCAAUAGAGAGAAAUAGUAAUGGCUUCUUUUCUAGGCACUAAUUCACCAUGCUUCAUUUGACAAAGCCUAUGAGAAAAUCCUAUGUUCAAGAAUGUCCUUAUUCCCUUUAUUCAGAUUACAACCUCUCACUUUCAGUUAUUUGAAAAGGAAAUAAUCUCCCAAAUAUCACUAUUUCUAAAACAAGCCAUAGAAAGUUGGUUGCAAUUUCAAUUUCAUCCACCAGAAACAACAGAACAAAUAAUACAACAAAUAUUGUGGUUAAACUCAAAUAUACUAAUUGAUAAAAAAAACAUUAUUUUUUGAAAAAAUGUUUAAUAAAGAUAUAAUCUUCGUAAAUGAUAUCAUAGGUAGGACUGGUGGAGUUAUGUCGCACAUGCAGCUAACAACAAUUACAACCAACUAAUUGCAGCGUUACCGCAAAAAUGGAAGAGGAAUGUGGAAGGGGGGAAAAGUAAGGAACUUGUCUGUCGGCCCUGCAUUAAAGACCAUAAUUGGUUAAAGAAAAUUGUGAUAAAUAAAAAAGUAUACCAGUUUCAUUUAAGGACCAAAAAAUUGACAGCCGUCCCAUAUAGAUUACAAAAUAGUUGGGAAGAGAUUUUUGACGUACCAAUUCCAUGGCACAUGAUUUAUGAACUGAUACGCAAAACGACGCCGGAUUCUAAACUUAAUUUAAAUUAUUAUACAAAAUUCUUGCAACCAAUAGAAUGUUAUUUAUAUGGGGGAUACAACCUUCCCAUCUCUGCAGAUUUUGCUGCGAAGAGACCGAAUCAUUAGAUCAUUUGUUUUGGUAAUGUCCAUAUGUAGCUUGUUUUUGGUCACAGGUCCAGGAAUGGCUGAAGAAUUGCAAUAUUUACCUGGAGCUAACCCUGCAGAUAGCACUACUGGGUGAUCUGAAAAGUCAUAGUCAAUUGAUAAAUAAUAUAAUAAUACUUUUAACAAAAAUGUUUAUUUUCAAUCUGUAGAAACAAUGAGAAUAGAAAGGUUCAGAACUUUGAAAAAUAGUUGAAAGAAAAAAAAGCACAGUUGAAAAAUAUAUGGCAAAUAGAAAUCCAAUAUGGAUGAGAGAUAGAUGGGAGGGGUUGAAUGGAGCUGAAGGUUGGGACUAAUAACAAAUAAUUACAACAACAUAACUAAUGUAAAACAUACUGUGUCCGUAAAACGUAUAUAGGUUAUAGGUUAAGAACUUUUGUGAAAGAGCACAGUUUGAAAGAUAUGGCAACUAAAAAUCAAACCGGAUGGACAUCAGAAAUAGAUGGGAGAGGUUGAGGGUAGAGGAAGGACAGGAGUAAAAACAAACAAAAUAAUUGUCCAUAAAAUGUAUAUAGGAUGUAUAAGCUGGAAGUAGAGUCCUAAGCGAUGUUGUUCACUAGUUUACUCCAAUUAGGGUAGGGGUGGUAGGGUUAAAAAGUAAUAAAGGAAACCUUUGACUGGUAGUGUAUAUAUUUGCAAAUAAAUAUAUGGGGGAUUGGAAGUGAUGCAGACAAUUACAUUGAUGGAAGCAACAAUCUAUCUGCAAUAUUAAAGGUGAUCUACCCCCUAAAAAUACAAAUAAAAUAAAAGCCUAUGGGAAAAUCAAUGGUCGAAAAUAAGGUAUGUGGUAAACACAGGCUUAGGAGAUCUUGAAGCAUUUAUGUAAUAAAAAAAAGCACAUUAAGGCUUCAUAAUUCAUAAAGGUCAUGUUAACUGACUGAUAUUAUCUCAUAAAACAAAACGUAUAAGAUCUCCUAAGCCUGUGUUAACCUCAGACCUUGUUUUCUGCUGUGCCCACUUCGCUUCCUAUGUAGCUGCUGUGCUGAGUGAUUCGCUGCUGGUCCCCGUCUUUGAUCGCCUUUGUCUGGUCAAUAGUGUAGCCUACAAACUUCAUGUUGUACACAAAACUGUUUGAACUAUUGCAUUCCAUGCCUCAGUAAGCAUAAGCUGGAUUUCAUGUUAUUUUUUCAGGAGGGGAGUAGGCUACAUGCAGCUAUUUAUAUGUUUUACACAAAAUACAUUAUCAACAUGUACAAACUUUGUUGUCGGUAUUGCAUACAUAAGCACGACACAAACAGAAACCUUAAGAAAGAGGUUUCAGGAGGGGCGGGCGGGGGCAGGGCAUUGGCGAAAACUCUGUAUUCGUAGCCACAGCCUAAAGAUAAAGACACAAAAAUUAAAAAUAGUGGCACGAGGAAUAAUUUGACAGUGAAUAACAAUAAAGAGUAAAAAUAACAUGGCUAUAUACAGGGAGUACCAGUACCGAGUCGAUGUGCAGGGGUACGAGGUAAUUGAGGUAGCUAUUGGUAGGGGUAAAGUGACUAGGCAACAGGAUAGAUCAUUGACAGUAGCAGUAGCGUACACUCGGUGGGCAGUUUAUUAGGUACAUCACCCAGUUCACAAAAAUGGUUAGCUCCUACAGACAGUGAGUCACGUGCGCCGGUUCCACUAUCUCAAAACUGGCUGGCCUCCUGGGCUUUUUAUGCACGACAGUGUCUAGGGUUUACCGAGAAUGGUGCGACAAACAAAAAACAUCCAGUCAGUGGCAGUCCUGUGGGCGAAAACAGCUCAUUGAUGAGAGGUUGAUGGAGAAUGGCAAGAAUCGUGCAAGCUAACAGGCUGGCCACAAACAGGCAAAUAAUGGUGCAGUACAACAGUGGGGUGCAGAACGGCAUCUCGGAACGCACAACUCGUCUGUCCUUGUCACGGAUGGGCUAUUGCCGCAGACGACCACACCGGGUUCCACUCCUAUCAGCUAAAAACAAGAAGAAUCGGCUCCAGUGGGCACACGAUUCUACCAGCUUUCAUAGUCUCAUGUCAGAAUUAGACGUUCAUCCAUGUUUCUCAAACGUCAAAUUUCGAAGUUGUUCCAAACGUCAAAUUUCAAAGUGUUUAAGGUUAAGUUUAGGCAUUAACUCCAAAUUUGUACGGUUAGGGUUAAGUUCAGGCAUUAACUCCAAAUUCUUAAGGUUUGGCAUUAACUCCAGAUGGUUAAGGUUUGGGAUAGGCUUAAAACAAGAAUAUCAAAAGCAACUUUCUAUCGCUGGAUUUGGGCUUGCAACCUUUGGAAUCAGAGGUACGCCCAUCUACCAUCCUCAUCCACAGCACCCUAGCAAAACCGAAACCUACUCGAAGGUAACAACGCUCACUGUUGCCCCUAGUGGCCAGUUUCCACGUAUUCUCCUGACAUCCUCAGACAUGAACAGACGUCGAAUACUGACUUGUAUCACAGGUGACCUGGCUGCGCGAUCACCAACAAUGGACGAUUGAGGAGUGGAAAAACAUCACCUGGUCCGACGAAUCCCGGUUCCUGUUGCGUCAUGCUGAUGGCAGAGUCAGGAUUUGGUGUAAGCUGCAUCAGUCCAUAGCCCCAUCCUGCCUAGUGUCAAUAGUACAGGCUGGUGGCGGUGGUGUAAUGGUGUGGGGAAUGUUUUCCUGGCACACGUUAGGUCCCUUGAUACCAAUUGAGCAACGUUUCCAUGCUCCGAAGAAUUCAGGCUGUUCUGAAGGCAAAGGGGGAUCUGUCUGACCCGGUACUAGAUGGGUGUACCUAAUAAACUGGCCACUGAGUGUAUGUGGUAAGUGUGUGUGUGUGUGUGGUGUCAGUAUGCAUGUGUGCGCAUGUUAUGUGUGUGUGUGUGUAUGUGUGUGUUGGGGUAUCAGUGUAAGUAUGUCUGAGUGUGUGGGUAGAGUACAGUGUGUGUGCAUAGAGUCAGUGCAAGAGAGUUAGUGCAAAAAAUCUGUCUAGCUGAUGGAAUAUAUUCAUUUUACUCCUUGGAAGAUUAUAUGGUUGUGUUGCCACAUUGGAUCGGACAUUAACACACCCCCACCACAGACCGGGAUUGGUGGAUUUUUCCAGAAAUACAUAAUCCACAGAAUCCCAUUACCUCUGAAGAGGCAAUCUCUAUAACGCCCAAAUCCUACAGAGAUUUCACUCAACAGUUGUCACUUCUGACUAGGGCUGUUGCGGUGACCGUAUUACCGCCACACCGGCUGUCAUGAGUCAUGAAGGCAGUCAAAUUCCACCUGACCAUUUAGUCACGGUAAUUAUGCUUCUCCAAGCUUUGAUGAUACUGAUGGUCAUUAGUAGCCUACCAAACUUGCUAACUGCCUGGUACUCAGCACUCUAUUGUCCCUUUAAUCACUCUAACAUCAAUGCAAAUGUAUUCGAAAAUGAGAGCUCAUGAGCUCAUUUCUAUAGGCGAUGCAAUUGCGCGAGAAAACAGAGUGAUGGCCUCUACUAAAAAUAAGAGGAUCCCAUCAGCUUUCUAUAGAUUAGGCCUACUAUAUUUAUUUCUCAACUUUCCUAAUAUUAAGCACAUUGUUUAUCUUUACAACAGGAGUAUAGCCUACCUGGCUGGCAUGAAAAUGAACCACAGGAAAGCGUCCUCCAUUCGCUAUUUAAGUGCAUAGAUUAUGUGUUUUUUCCCGCUGCCCCUGUUUCGAGACAGGUGCAUGAUAGUGGUCCAUUCUAAAUCAAAACAAAUUUCACACAGAUAUUAUUUAGUAUAUGUAAAGACAAGAUUUAAUCAAGAAAAGUCUGAUGGGUGACAAUAUUAGCCUAUCACUUGUGAAUGAUGCCCAGCAUAAGAAACUGCCUUUUUUUUGCUACUUUUUCUAAUCAUAGUCGCACACCUUAUGUAGCCUAGCCCAUAGGCCUAUAUGUUUUGAUAAGGUUUGUAUCACAUCUAAAGUGGCCAAAUAACUUCUUAAAAUUAAGCACAUUCAUCCGCUUUACAAGGGGUUUAGAGCCUAACUGGCAUACAUAAGCAGCGCGUGAGUUUAAAGUUUGGGGAAGAUAAUUUUCACCAUAAAAAUGCACCUUUAUAAUAAAAGCAUUACUGCCAUGUGCGCAUUGCUGCUCUUAUAAUGUGAAGAAAUAGCCUAAUAGUUUAUCAACAUUUUAAGCUAAACAUUCUGAUCUGUUGCGUCAGCCACAUUUUUUUUUUAUGCUAGUGGUUGUAUUAAUUUGGGAUCUAUUGCACCCCACAACUGUCCCAGACUAUGUUUGGAAUAUUUAUUUCUCGCACAAAAUAAAAUAGGUCAACUUUUGUACUAUGGGGGAUAGUAGAUUGACAUAGGCUAGGGCUUUUGCUGUUUGUUAGGCCUACUCAUCUUGUUGGCUGACAAAAAGUAAAUGUGGACAGUUCUUCCAAUAUCUUCAAUAUGCACCUCGGAAUUGGAUAAGGACGCGCACAGUUGCGUCCCGAUGUGUCUGUCUUCACUUGUAGCCUGUGAGCAUGACCCGAUCACUGUGAUGGAGAGCCAUGUGAGUGAGAGGCGCUUCGGAAUGCCACGCACUCAGGGAGAAGGGCACAACACAGCACUCCGGGCCACAAAAGGCAUGGAUUUUUUUAGGGUGCAUUACAGCCACAAAGGGGAUGUCGCCGUGAAAUUCAAGGCAUUAUCAAGUGCUUGUCAAAUUGUGAGUGAGAGACUAUUGAAGUGUGUACAGCCUGCGCAAAAAACAAAGCAGAGCUUAUGCCUUUCAAGCGAUUUUUUUCAAAUCAUCGUUAGUCUCAUCAUGCAGCCUUACAAUGUAUUAAAAAUCAAAACAUAUAGCCCAACGUUUGUAGAACAACUACAGUUACAUUAAUAACUCUAAAUUAAGCAUAUAGGAGUACCUAUUUCUUUAACUGCUCAACACAGAAUAGCCGCACUCCCUCAAAUCGUUUGGAGAAAAUAUUGAUAUUUUAUUCAGCUUUGUUCAAUUGUAUUCUUCAUACUAUAAAAUAAUAUAAAAUAGUGCCACGGAAUUCCAAGCAAAUCUUGUCUGCUAAAUGAACUAGUGUAGCCCACAGCCAUUUGGCAUAGCCACAUCAGGACCUAACAUAAGGACAACUCAGAGUAUACUAUUAUUUUCUUUUGAAAUAGACUUCAUAUCAUGCUUCUUUAGACCUGUCUAAGAUACAUCAUGGAUUUAUUGUGAAGGUGUAGGCUAUAUUACAUGGAUUUAUUAGACUUUUUAAAAUGUAGAUGUUCCAAAGGUCUGCAUCAGUGGCUAUGUGUGGAAGCCAGGAGAUGCUGAAUGUUUUUAUGUUAAUUAACGGUCAAUUACCGUGAGACCGACAGUUAUUUGCUUGACAAUCACUGGCUGAUGAAAUUUCGUGACCAUCACAGCCUUACUUCUGACCCACUGCAGUUCUUGUACGGCACCUGCUGGUGGUUCAUUUUGCAUCAUUAUUCACUGUCUUAGUGUGAUAUCCUAGGGGGAAGUGUGUGUUUGAGAGAAGAUUGCAAGUAUAUACAAGGACAUGUAAUUGGAGGGCAGGUGCUCAAUUUACCUGUUUCUGUCGAGCUUUGCAGAGAUUUUUCCUCCUGUUUACAGCUUAGACCCUGCUCUAGAUAAGAACCAUCUUUAACAUAAUUCUUUGUUAAUGCAUUUAAUGAGGCGCAAUCCCCUUUUCUUGGCGAUUUAGGCAAAGCCGCCCCAUUAAGCUUUCUGUCCCCCUCUCCAUCUCUCACACAUUGGCUACAUUCCGACUCUCCCUCCAGCCAAUGCUUACACCAAUUUAUUCCUUUAAAUCCAUGAUGGGAGUGUGGAAGUGCACACUUAAGAAGAAGGGGUGGAGUAGCCUAAACUUUCUCCAUCUUCUUUCAACCAAUCAAUUGAUUCUUUCCUUUUUUUCUUCAGGUGCCCAAUCUUGUGUUUUUGGCCGUUAGCCCCGAGGAGAAGGAAUCGUGGGUCAAUGCCCUCAAUACAGCCAUCAUCAAAGCCAAGAACCGCAUUUUUGAUGAGGUAGGUCAGUCACUCUUCUCCUCUCUUUCCCUGUCCCUAUUUCGCUAGCUCUCAUUUCUCCCCAGCUUUCAAGAGCUUUUCUUAUUUCUCUCUCUCGUUAGCGUGUCUCUCGUGCAACAUUUAUGAUUUAAAAUGAAACCACCACAACUCAAAACGCCUCCACAGCCAGCCCUAAAAGGUUUCCAGACAAAUUUAACCUUGCAGUUACUAAGCACACUGUAAAAUUGGUGAAUUUGGACAAAAGCAGAGUCUACAUCUUUCAAUACGGGAAACACGUAAGUUGUAUCUCCCCAGGCGUGGAUGAGAGAUUGAAGUGUUUCCUCUUUGACUCAUCCAUCUCUGUCGGGAGUCCUCGUUAAUGCUCCGUCCCUGCCGACGCCCACCUGUUUUCCCAGUGGCUCUCGAUCAAACAGUGGCUCACUCCCCAUCACACACUAUGGGGUGAAAAUCCAUCUUCCAUAGCUAGAGAUUGUCAAGAAGUGAGAAUGAACUCUGAAGCAUGUCUGCUGCCCCGAUUGUGAGAAUCCUCUGUGUCAAGCAAAUGGUGUGAAGUACUCUAAUGUACUCGAAUGUAUAUCAUGUUCUGUACAUUACAUCUACAACCUCAUACUCUCCCUCCACAAAUAUACAUUUCUGUUAUGCCGAUUGUCAAAAAAUCACUCUGUCUCUUUCUGAUUGUCUCCAUAGGUCACAAUUGAAGAGGACAGUGUCCUGGUGCACCCUACACGUCAUCGUGCCAAGAUUCCCCAUGCACGGCGCUUGCCCACCCGGGGACAUCUCAUGGCUGUGGUGGGUGUUGCUACCUUGGCUAACAUUGAUAAUUCAGUUCCAAGUCAAUAUUAUAUUUUUGGAAGGCAAACAAGGAAUUGUACUGUUUGUAUUGUAAGGAUUAUCCUGGUCUGUUGCGUUGAAUGCUAAACUCUCUUGUGCUCUCCCUAGGCAUGCACCUCCUCAGACGGAAUGUUGACACUUGACCUUGUCCACGAGGAAGAUGACUCCACCCCAGAAGAUGUGGAAGAAGGCUUCUGGGAAAAUAACUUCAGGGUUGACCUAGACAAACGGACCACAGGUCGUCAGCGUUCUGGCACAGACGUCUCCAAACUCCGUGUCACCACAAAGGACCAAAGGGUACCCAAGACGGGCAGCCUGCCUCGUGGGAGUGAGCUCUCCUGGGACCGGACGCACCAUCUUGAGGCUCAGUCCCGCACUCCUCCACCAGGGAAGAGGUUCAGUGCCCAGGGUAGGAGCCGCUGCGCCUCCAUGGACGAGGUCCUUUCCUCACGGCCAGUCAGGGGUGUCCUUCACCCUCGCCCCACAGAUGAACCUGUCCAGCCUGUCGGACCACUGCAGAGUCUUAUCGCCCAGAAAAUGCAGAGGGCUCAGGAACUGCUGGAAGAAAUGCGAUUGGAGGAACUGCAACGUGCAAAGGGCUUAGACUCGCCCUAUCUAAAGGGCAUUGACUCACCCCGCUUGCAUCAUCUAAGAGGCUCUGAGUCUCCUCACUCCAGGGCCUCAGGUUCACCUUGCAGUAAGAGUAGUGACUCCCCUCGUUUCAGGGGGAAAGACUCACUUCGUACGAAGGGCAAGAAGUCCCGCUCAAAAGGUACAGACUCACCCCAUUCAAAGAGGGCUGACUCUCCUAAUUUGAGGAGUAAUGACUCUCCGCGACUUAGGGUUACUGACUUGCCCUUUAGGAAGGUUUCUGAUUCUUCCAGUUUCAAGGAAACAGACUCGCCAAGUCUGAAGGGUUCUGACUCCCCACGUCUCAAGAAAAUUGGCUCACCCUUUUCAAAAAGUUUUGACUCAUCAAGUCUGAAGGGUUCUGACUCACCUCGUAUCAAGGAUACUAUUCUGAGGGGUAAGGACUCGCCAAAUAUAAUUGGUAAGAAUUCUCCAAGUCUGAAGAGUAUCGGCUCACCUCUGAAAAGUGCUGACUCGCCUCGUCUGAAGGGUAAUGACUCGCUCCAUAGUAAGAGUGCAUACUCACUUCUCAGUGACUGUGAUUUGGAGAGUAGACGGGCGGAGGCGGAGCGACUUCUGCAGGAGGCCGUCUCCUCCUGGCGUCAGGCUAAGGAGGUGCUGGAGGAGGUGAAGGAGCUGCAGACGCAGUCACUAAACCGCCGCUCCGAAAAGAAGACAAUAGACAGGACCCCAACACCGCCACAGGACUAUAGGCUGGAGGACCCAUUCCUCUUGUCGCCACCACAGCUGAAAAGCACGCUGGCUUGUCUCCAAACAAAGAUACAAUGA